This is a messenger RNA of Fibroporia radiculosa, 3765 nucleotides long. RefSeq lists its product as uncharacterized. Bases 1 to 3765 code for a protein of 1254 amino acids. The record is from RefSeq and is a predicted model, not a curated record. The transcript has 27 exons. Gene Ontology annotation, biological process: mismatch repair. Lineage: Eukaryota; Fungi; Basidiomycota; Agaricomycetes; Polyporales; Fibroporiaceae. Gene Ontology annotation, cellular component: MutSalpha complex; nucleus. Gene Ontology annotation, molecular function: ATP-dependent DNA damage sensor activity; mismatched DNA binding; ATP binding.
AUGUCGUUCUUUAGUAAACCCGCCGGCCAGGAGAGCGGCUCCAGCAGCGACCCCAAUUCAAAACGGAAGGCCACAUCGACCACUAAAGCUCGUGCGAGAGAUUCUGCCCUGUCUUCAGAUCCGAUUAUCCCAGAAGUACACACACCACUGGCUAAAGCUAACUCUCAGUCAUCCGGCAUUACAAGCGCGACGUAUACACGCAGCUCAGAUGGCUGGAGCGGCAGAGACACUCCUCCGACGAGUGAUCCAAUUGACGUUGACAUGAUAUCGGAUGAGGGGGACGAUGUGGAUAUCUCAAGGCCUACGUCGCGUCUGAAGAGAAAACUUGUGGUUGAGGAUUCUGAUGAGGAAGGGAGAAGUAUCAAUGCUACUGUGUACAAGAAAAGAUUAUCCGCCCGCAAACGCUCUCCAGACCCUAUGGAACAUCAACCUUCUGGUGAUGGAACGAAGAAGCCUCGUGUCUCCGUUGUGUCUUUUGGAGACGAAAAGGCUAGCGAUGACGAUGACGAUGAAUCUAGGAGCAGAUUUAACUCAUUCAGUCAACGUCUGACUAAAUUCAAGAAGUCACCUGCGAAAACAAAGAAACGGAGAGUCGUGAGUGACGAUGACGACGAUUUUAUUGUUCCAGACGAUAUCGACGAAGAUCACGAGGAUCAUGCUGGCCAGCGCUCGAAUUCUCGCGCAUCCUCUCGCGCAUCUGUUUCAUCGUCUGCCGCAAGCGUCCGUUCCUCAGCUACUUCCGAAGCUGAAUCUGAUGCCCCGGCGCAGACGAAAUCUACGAGGAAGGUCCAGCGUCCGCAACUAGGGAGAGAUACCAAUCCAAACGGCAGUCAUACCUUCCUAACAGCAGCAGAGCAGCGGGCACAGCAGCAAAAGGCAGUGAAGAAGAAUAUCGAAGAUCCUUUCUCAUUUCUCCAAGAUGUCAGGGACAAAGAUGGACUACGUCCUGGCGAGCCAGGAUAUGAUCCACGUACACUUUAUGUCCCGGCCAAAGCCUGGAAGGAAUUUACACCGUUUGAGAAGCAGUUCUGGGAGAUCAAGCAGAAUCAUUUCGACACCAUUUUAUUUUUUCAGAAGGGCAAAUUUCUGGAGCUCUAUGAAGAGGAUGCUAGAAUUGGGCAUACAGAAUUUGAUCUCAAGUUCACCAGAGAACCGCUGACUGCAGUUGAAUCGGACAGGUUGGCGUUCCGGAGAUGUCGUUCAAUUUUUGGGCCGCCAAAUUCCUUGCAAAAGGCGUGGUACAAAGUCGGGCGAGUUGAUCAGGCAGAAACCGCGCUGGGCGCUGAGAUGCGCCUUGCCGCUGACAAGAAAGGCGGAAAGACGAAGAGUGUAGCUGCCGAAGACAAAGCGAAGGAUAAAAUAGUUCGGCGCGAGCUGAAUAAGGUGUACACGAACGGUACCCUCGUCGAUGCUGAACUUCUUACUGACGAACAAGCCGGUCACUGUGUGUCAAUUCGAGAGGAAGAUAUUGAAGCGGACAAGGACGGACGACAAGGCUUCGGUAUCUGCGUUCUGGAUAGUUCGACCAGUGAAUUUAACUUAAGUACCUUCGAGGACGAUGUGUGUCGAACGCGAUUGGAGACGAUGAUGAGACAACUGAGGCCUAAGGAGAUCAUUUUCACCAAGGGUAAUCUUUCCGUGUCGACAACACGUCUUUUGAAGGUCAUUCUACCGGGAAAUUGUCUCUGGACAAGCUUGCGUGAAAGCGAGGGCUUGGCGUACGAGAAAACUCUCAAGGAACUCACUAGACUGUUCCCUGCUGAUGACGACAACGCCGACCUUCACUCGAUUCACGGCCUGACGGACACUGUACCAACUGCUAUCAGAGAUGUGGCGGGCAGCAAGUAUCUCAAUACGCUCAACAUCGAUAAAGAUAUUUUGAGCAUGAAGAAUUUCAACAUUUACGACCCUAUGAAACGAGGUCAAGGCCUGGUCCUGGAUGGUCAGACAUUAGCGCAUAUUGAAGUCCUAUUGAACAGCGAAGGCACAGAGGAGGGUUCACUGUUGAAGCAGCUGUCACGGUGUAUUACACCUUCAGGAAAGCGUCUAUUUCGCAUCUGGCUUUGUAUGCCAUUGCGCGAAGUUUCGGACAUCACUGCUCGGCUUGAUGCAGUGCAAGAUCUGCUAGAUCAUCCCACAUUUGAACAAGACUUCACCAAGAUUGCGAAAGGCCUACCGGAUCUCGAACGUGUUGUAUCUCGCAUUCAUGCCAAAAACUGUAAAGUCAAAGAUUUUUUGAAGGUUCUGGAGGCAUUUAAAGGUUUAAGUGUGGGACUCGCCGAACUCGCCGAUACUGCAGAAUCGUUCCAAUCAAAGACGAUUCUGGGACUGCUGAGGUCUGCGCCGAACCUCCUGCCUAAUCUCAAGCAUGUGAAAUCUAUGUUUAAGAAGUCUGGAGAAAGUGCUGACGAGCUGAUUCCUGAAGACGGAAAGGACGAGGCGUUCGAUGAGGUUAUGGAGGAAAUUCAAGUCUUGGAAACAGAGCUCGAUGAUGCGUUGAAAAGAUUAGAGAAGAAAGUGGGUAUCAAGUUAUCCUACUGGCACAGUGCCCAGGGUACCAAGGAGAUUUAUUUAGUACAAACCAAGGCUAGUGAAGAUGUUCCACGAGACUGGACCAAGAGUGGUGGUACUAAGGCUGUAACGCGGUACAUCGUACCUUUUCUAGCGCCUACCAUCCGGAAGCUCAAAGAAGCUCGCGAGAAUCGUAAUACAGUUGUCAAGGAGUUCAAGGCCAGGCUCUAUGCCGAGUUCGAUGCAGACCGAAGUGUCUGGCUACGUGCUGUUCGGGUUUUAGCGGAGCUUGACUGUCUCUUCAGUCUUGCAAAGGCUUCCAGUGCACUUGGUGAACCUUGCUGCAGACCCGAAUUUGUUGAAGGUGAUACUGCAUGGUUUGAUUUUGAGGAACUGCGACACCCCGCCUUGAGUAUCGCAACAGGACUAAGAGGAGAUUUCAUUCCGAACGACGUCAAAUUGGGUGAUGGUGUAGGGCGGCUCGCGUUAUUGACAGGACCGAACAUGGGAGGAAAGUCUACAGCAAUGCGUAUGACUGCAACUGGAGUGAUCAUGGCACAGCUCGGUAUGCUAGUACCGGCGCGAAGAGCAAGAUUGUGUCCUGUUGAUUCCAUCUUGACUCGCAUGGGGGCUUAUGAUAACAUGUUCUCGAGUGCGAGCACAUUCAAAGUUGAAAUGGAUGAAUGUUGCAAAAUUCUGCGUGAUGCAACACCCAAAUCUCUCGUCAUUUUAGAUGAAUUGGGUCGAGGAACAUCAACCUAUGAUGGCAUGGCAAUUGCGGGAGCUGUUCUGCAUCAAUUGGCCACGCAUACGCUCGCUCUUUCCUUUUUUGCGACGCAUUAUGGAUCCCUGACAGAUGAUUUCGCUUAUCAUCCCAAUAUCCGUAACAUGCAUAUGGAAACUAUUGUGGACGACGAAAAGCGAGAGCUUAUUUUCUUGUACAAACUGGUGGAAGGCGUUGCUUCAUCUUCCUUUGGAACACAUGUUGCCAGUCUUGCUGGUGUGCCUUCCGAGGUGGUAGAACGCGCGGAGGUCGUCUCCAAAGAUUUUGCUCAACACUUCCGAGAGAAGAUGGAAGGCCAAAAGAAUAAGAUGUCCGGGCGAUUGCCGCUAAGUGUUCAAGCAGACUUUUCCUUUUUGUAUGGGCUAGCGGCAGGAAAGAACGAGAUGCCCAACAAUCUUGUUCGGCGAAGGGAGGUGUUAAGGCUGUUGAAGUCCUCCGUCAAGAAUUACCUAACGAAUGCUACGACUUGA